AUGUUUGCAUCUCCGUCAAACACCAAACAUUCCUCCGCUUCCCGGUCCCUGGAGAAAGUCGAGACCUCCAAUUGCUCAAGCUCUCCGAUCCAACAAGAUCGGGUCCAAUUCUUCAAGAUGACUAUUCCUGUCCAGACGAUCACCACUCUCCGCACAAGCUUCAACCCGUUCUCUAAGUCCUCCCGCCCCUGCAGGAUUCUACUUUCUAUCCUCCGCAAUCCCAAUACCGCCCCGGCAUCCAGUCCUACACACAUCGAUAUCAAGGUUAACCAACUCCCGCGUGUCUCCACACAACAGCCCGAGGUAACAGUGGGCUUCAAAGGAGGGAAGGAACUUAAGAUCGAGGUCGGAAAGCGCCAGCUGAAGAUCGGCGAUGUCAUCGAGGAAAUUGCGCGCGUGGGACGGGCUAUCGAACGAGAGGAGAGCUUGAAGGGUUAA
Messenger RNA from Aspergillus oryzae RIB40, 438 nucleotides. RefSeq names its product mitochondrial 54S ribosomal mL53 protein. The record is from RefSeq and is a predicted model, not a curated record. NCBI's taxonomy places the organism in Eukaryota, Fungi, Ascomycota, Eurotiomycetes, Eurotiales, Aspergillaceae. The transcript is spliced from 2 exons. The coding region runs from base 1 to 438 and encodes 145 amino acids.